Messenger RNA from Jaminaea rosea, 880 nucleotides. Its product is annotated as LSM-domain-containing protein. The record is from RefSeq and is a predicted model, not a curated record. Gene Ontology annotation, cellular component: P-body; Lsm1-7-Pat1 complex. The transcript is spliced from 3 exons. The coding region runs from base 26 to 466 and encodes 146 amino acids. Gene Ontology annotation, molecular function: RNA cap binding. NCBI's taxonomy places the organism in Eukaryota, Fungi, Basidiomycota, Exobasidiomycetes, Microstromatales. Gene Ontology annotation, biological process: deadenylation-dependent decapping of nuclear-transcribed mRNA.
GACUGUUCUCCCUCUUGCUGCUGCCAUGGUCGUGGACGCCUCGUCCAUCGAGGCCAAUGUCCUCUUUACGACGUCGGGCGCUCUGGUGGAUUGCGUAGACAAGAAGAUGAUGGCCAUUCUGAGAGAUGGAAAGAAGCUCAUCGGCGUACUGCGAUCGUACGACCAGUUUGCCAACCUCGUCUUUCAGGAUACCGUCGAGCGAACCUACGUCGGAACCGACUAUACCGAUAUUCCCAUGGGAAUCUAUCUCGUGAGGGGAGAAAACGUCGUCAUGCUUGGAGAGAUCGACCUCGACAACGACCCACCCCCGGCGGUUCGUCCCGUCCCUGCUGAAUCGAUCUCACAGCUCAUGAUGGCCAACAAGGAGCAGCAGGCUCAGAGGAGAGCGAGGGAGAAGAGGAAAGCGGAGUUAAUGAAAGAACAGAAGGGCUUCUGUGAGGAGGGGGCCGAGGGAGAUAGCUACUGAGAUGAAAAGGACGAUGGCACGAGGAGCCUCGCGGGGCAAUGCCAAAUACUUUGCACAAGAAGAGAACGUCAGGAAGACGGGCCCGUCACGCGCGUCGCACUGCUUCACAAAAGUCAAUUACGUCAACACAGGAUGGAAACAAGAAGGAAGAUGGGGCACAGCGAAUAGAGAGAGAGGGGGAGCGUGACAAGGCGUGCAGGUCAGUGCCUGCCUCUAUGCCAGUCGCGCAUGGAGUGGACGUUGUGGUUGUACAUCGACGUUGCUGGUUUGUCGCGGGGAUGCGGGCGAGCUCGUGACCAUUGAAUGAGGGGAGCAUGCUGAGUGGAGAUGUUUUGAAGUGCCGCGUCGCUGCGUCUAAGCCGGUCCGAGAUCCCUCAUACCUUCUUUUGCACCUUGGUAUCAUCCGCACCCGUA